Messenger RNA from Caenorhabditis elegans, 4965 nucleotides. RefSeq names its product DUF7747 domain-containing protein (gene Y48G1C.8). The transcript is spliced from 14 exons. The record is from RefSeq and is marked reviewed. NCBI's taxonomy places the organism in Eukaryota, Metazoa, Nematoda, Chromadorea, Rhabditida, Rhabditidae. The coding region runs from base 63 to 4598 and encodes 1511 amino acids.
UUUAAUUUUUAAUUUUCCACCCCGUUAAUUAUUCUUAUUUUCAAUUAUUAAAUUGCAGAAAAAUGUCCGAGAAUCCUGAAAAUUCGGGAGAAUUGGCAGAAAAUCAGGAAGAAGUUGAUCAAGAGCUUGUGCAAAAUCCAACAGAGCCCCAGCAAAAUCCAGAGCCGGCCGAAGAGCCCCAGCAAAAUCCAGAGCCUGCCGCAGAGCCCCAGGAUCCAGCCACAAAAUCUCGUCCACGUCGAAAUGCUCGGAAAUCCGUGCUCUACAACAAUGAAGACUACGAGUUGGGCAUCCCAAAGGAAGAAGCGCUCGCCUCUGCAUCAACAAGCUCGAUCGCAGCUCCAAAACGCUCCAGGACGGAGGAAAGUACGGUUCGAAACGCGAAAAAGAGAAAGCCAGCGCCACAUUUGGAGGAGCUCACCGCCGGAGAGCUCGGAGAGCCCAUCUUCGCCGGCGACGACUCGAUGCUCCACGCAGAGACGGAGGUCAUCGUAGAGGAUGAGCCGCCAAUUCUGAACCUUUCCCGAUAUCGAGACGAGGAUCGCAUACAAAUGGACCCGUUCGGUGAUGAUGAGGAGGAGGACGACGGGUUUAUGGAUGGGCAACCACCGGAUUUGGAAAUGAAUUUGCCCAGCAAACAGCGACGUGUCCGAACACGCAAGCCAAUGGAUACCGAUGGGUCUAUCGACGAUGGGGAUAAGGAGAAGAAGGCGAUGAAAAUUAUAAAUCCGGCGGCGGCGACACCGUCGAAAAUGUUCCGAGUUCAAGGAGAACGAGUUAUCAGUAAAGCUCUUGCUGAAAGGCAGUACCACGUGAAAUUGUUCGAAGAUGAAGUUGAAAUGACGGAAAACGGUGAUUGCUACGCCACAGUGAUAUCAGGCUGCCUGGCCUACCUUCUCAGAAAGGAACGAAUAAUUGAGCUGCUCACCAACGAGACCGAAAUUGCAAUGAUUCGCGAAGGAGGUUGGCUUCUCGACAAACCACCCCGUCUCCCACCACUUGUUCCACACAAAGCCUGUUUCGCAUUCUACGUGGACGGCUCCAAAAUCAUGUCGAUAAAAGACGUCUCGAAUGACGAUCUGAAGCCAUGGAGCUCUACUGGCGGCGAGCAACACUUCAACGAUCCAGUCAUCAAACCGAAUGUCCGACGUCAUCCGGUUGCUCGUCUCAACGGACGGCUCCAAUCGGUCAAAGGAGAUCCACGUAUCGCCGAACUUCAUCUCACCGAGUACAGCGCGUGGCUGCCGAGACUGUUAAGAUUGAGAAAAAAGAUUUUCUACCUCUCCCGCGAUGGCCAAAUCUAUGGAAACGUGCUCAUUCUCUACGACUACACGUGUCCCGGUGAAAUUCCACCAAUCGUAAAUCUUCCGCACGGAAACGACUAUUUAAGACAUGCGAUGGUCGAUCCAACUGAUCCGCACGUCUCGUUAGAUCUGGAUGAUCCCGGAUCCACACCGUUCGAAGACGAGAUAGUGGAAGGACCACGUGGUGGAAUGUUUCUUCGCGUAAAACUUGCAAAACUCGGUUGGGCACACAACAAGAAGCUUCUCCUCCGAUAUUUGGUGAAUGAGCCCGAGCUGCUGAGCCAAUCGAAUUGUUUGAAUCGCCGAACACCGUACCUACCGCCACUUAUUCCGACAACCGGCGUUUUUGUGUACUUUGUGCCGGCGAAUUUUGUUGCAAAUCAGAUUAAUCAUACUGGCGAUGGACUGUCACCGUGGACUGUUAAUCCUGCCUCGGAAGGUCCGUCACCCCGCGUCCGCUCAACUCGCCGAGCCAUCGUCCAAGACGACAACGGCCAGUUCCAAAUGGCAAAAGACACGGCUGGCGGCUGGCACUCGUCACAGUUGUGUCUCGUCGAAACAAUGUCCGUCCUGGCGAGAUGUCCCCGUCUUCGGAAGCGUCUCAUUUAUAUUCAACGCAACAAUACGAUUACGAUCGGAAAUGUGUGUUAUAUCUAUGAAUAUGUGAGAGAUGGUCCGGUUCCGUGUCCGUAUGUUAAACCACCUGGAACACCUGGACGAGGUGUUGGAGGAUCGAAAUGGAUCGACGAUCAGAAGAAGAUUGAUACAUCACAAGAUCCAUCUACAUCAUCUGCUGCACCGAAUGAUGAAGAACAAUUUAUAGAUGUAGAAGAUUUGGAAGUUGUGGAAGAAGAAGUCAUCGGACAUCACAAUGAUUCCCUAGAUCAGAUCCAGCUUCAACACGAUCAGCACCAGCAGCAGCAACAUCAGCUAAUGCAAGAUGUUUCGAUUGCUCAAGACGCUCAGGGACAUCUGCUAGACGAUGAUUUGUUGGAUAUGUCUCAAGAGGAUGUGCUCAACAAUGGCUACGAUUUGGAGUUUGACGAUGAUCCGCUUACUCAGCAGGAGAACCCGGCGCCCUAUUUUGAGAAUCCCCGGCAAUUGGAAACGGGACAUAUCUACUUGACUGUUCGACAUAAGAGGGUCGCCAGCACGUUUGAGGCCGUGUUGGAGUGGAUUGCUAAUACCAAUGUUGUCGAAGAACGUGGUCUGCUGAACUACGCGAAGCCGGGACACCCACCAAUUGUUCGUAAUUCUCGUGCGUACGCAUUCUUCGUCGCCGGGACAGCCAUCUUUCCACACGACAUCAAUCGUGACGACUUCUCGCCAUGGUCUCAUAAUGGAAAUGCACAGAAUCCGACGUGCUAUCGGACGAAAGUUCGCAAAGUCGGAGUGAUUUGUGAUGAGCUGGGAUCACAGUUUCAGACCAAAGACAACAUGGACUACAAAACGUGCCCAUUCCACUUGGUAUUCCUGUAUUCCAUCAAUCCACGCGAGCCACGACUACGCAAAAAAAUCUAUUACAUGAUGGAAACCGAAUCACGGCUCGUGGUGAGCCAUGCGCUCAUCAUGUACGACUAUAAUCAGGAAGGCGAGCUACCACGAAUGCAUGGCGGAUAUUUGAAACGAUUCGCGAAACGAGCCACAAAACGACCGCCAACGCAGAUACAUGAUAUCGAUAAUGAUGUGUCGGAUAUGUCGGAAUGCGAGAAAGAAUGCCCGUUUGCUGUGCCAGCACAAGCCGCCGAUGAUGGUAGUUUGUAUCUUCAGCUGUUGGAUAUGGAGUUCUGGAAUGAUAGGAAUCGACAAUUACACUUUCUUGUCAAUAAGCCUUCAUUGAUUGAGUCCCUCGGAUGCCUCAACAAUCGAGUACCGGCCCUUCCGCCAGCCACAACUGGCAAAGCCGCAUUCGUUUUCUUUAUUGAUGGGCUCGAGGUUGAUGCAAGAAAUUUGACGUGUGAUGGACUGGUUCCGUGGUCAGAGAAUACUAGCACCAAUCCUCACGGCAUCACAAAACGUCCAAAAUCUGCGAAACAAGCGCUCGCACUGAAUCGAGAAGGUCAACUACGCAUCUGGAAGACACCAUCAUCCCAUCGUUCGGAUCUCAUCGAAUUCCAGCUUCACGUCUACACAGCCACCCUUCCACGUUGUCCACGUCUUCGCAAGAAGGUGACGUACGUGUUGAAGAAUGGCCAUCAAAUCGGCAACGCAAUGAUCAUUUACUGGUACACUGAGCCCGGCGAGAUGCCGGCUCCGGUUAACGUGAGCACGAUGAGCUCCGCUCAAGAAUACUCACUUCAACGUCUUCCACCACACAUUCGGGAGGAUGUGCUCCGGCUGCUCGCGAGAAUGACACCUGCCGAGGUGGCUAAAGUGAUUUUGGAGAAGUAUGGGAUUCAGGUGAACACGAAGAUGCUCUAUUAUGUACGACGUCGUGAGAUUAUGGCGGCGACUGAUGGUAUUCGGGAUGCUGAAGAUGAUCAUGAUCCGUACGAGUUGAAGAAUGAGAUGAUUGUUUCGGCGGCGGCGGGUGAUUUUGUGGAUGAUUGGACGACUGACACGGCUGGAGCUUCAGCAGAAGCUUCAGAAGGAGGAUCCAGAAAGAAAAAUGUGCAUCUUGAGGAGAUGCUCGACGAGCGAGAGCUUCAGGUUUCACAUACCGAAGAGAUUCAGCAACCAUCAUCAUCCCAGCAACAGAUUCAGCUGCCGUAUAGAAAGGCGAAAUAUCAGGAGCCUAAAAAUUUUGGGCAGCAGAGUAGUGGCUUGCCUCUAUCACAAUCUGGAAUGGCGCGUGGAACAAGUCGAAACGAGGCUCUCUUCCGUAUUGCCAAGAACUCAUUUGGCUCAGCAACCGACAACGAGACAUUCGAUUUGCUCUUCAAAAUGCUCUUCGAAAAAAGCGAACAUCGUCUCUUGCAAAUAGUGAAUCACACGUUUGGAGUCGAAAUAAUGGCUGGAGAAGAAAUGGAUAAUGGAGAAAUGCAUUUGCAUAUGGCUCCUGAUGGAGCAAUUGUUGAGGAAAUUGUCGAGGAAGAAGUUAUUGGGACAGUUGGUGAUGAUGUUAAUUUGGAAGAAGAAGUGCACGAGAAUGAGCCUAAAGUUUAUACUGGGGAGAAGCAGAUUAAUGAUGUCCUCGAACAAGUGGUUGUGGAAGAGCCAAAUCAUCACGACGAUCAUCCUCCGCAUGAGCUGCUCGAAGAAGAUGCUCUCGUGAACCCAGAUGAUGUGAUAGUCGACCCCAAUCAGCUGAUCAUUCAUGAUGACGAUGAUCAACGGCAGCAGAAUAUCCAAUGAUCUCGUUUUUUUCCAUUUUUAAUGUGCUCUGUGAGCUUUUUUUUUCUUUUUCUCUAACCUUUACCCCUUUUUACGUGCCUUUUCUCGUUGUUCACCCACUUUUUGUCUGCCUGCCUACAUUCCUACAUGUCUAUUUGUAGGCAGGCAUUCAUUUUUCAAGCCCUAGUGGCGUGACCUUUGAUCUCCUCUUACCUUUUAUAGUUUUUUUUCUAUUUUGUUACACACAUUUGAAGUUGACCCCCAUCUCCUCAUCUCCCCCAAGCAUGGCCUAGAAAUUCCCGUCCAGGAGAAUUCGGCCGCCGCCACGUGGCACAAAAACACUUUUUCAGUCUAAUAAAUCCCCCUCUUUUUAAUUUUCAUUCGAAAA